This is a messenger RNA of Cladocopium goreaui, 1278 nucleotides long. NCBI's taxonomy places the organism in Eukaryota, Dinophyceae, Suessiales, Symbiodiniaceae. The record is from the annotation of a GenBank genome assembly.
AUGCCAAAGAGCUAUGAGUUAAAGCUACGGGAAGCGGAAGAGCGGCGGCGGAAGCCCAAGCAGCAGGAGGAUGAGAUCUACACCGCGAUCGAAGGGAAGUCACAAAAGAUUAUGUUGGGUUUUGAUCAUCCCGAAUCCCUGCAAUUUGAGAUGCAACUCACCUGGGUCGAAGACACCUGGACGGUGGAGCAGUUGCAUGACCACUUGAUGUCGGAGGUGCUGCGCCUUGACGCGGAAUACAGGCGGAAGCCUUUGCAAGGAAACUACUCGCAGAAGUACGUGUGGUUUGACAGGUUUGUGCUAAGACCUCGAAUCCACGGAAGGGAAUUGACGCUGCAAGACUAUGGCAUUGAACCUGGCUUCAGGGUGAAGGUGAGCCCGUUCUAUCAGUCUGAGAUGAUGUGGGGUCAGCCAUGGCCUUUUGAUCCGAGUAAGGAGAGGCCGAAGGAUCAGAUACAUCCCGCAGAGGAUCCAGACUUGCUUCUGCGGCUGGAUAAAGGUGGCACAGGUCUAUCGACGCGAGUCUUCUUCUUCCCCUGGUUGGGUGGAAGUUCUUCAGCGUACAUCCCGGUUGUGCAAAAGAUGUCGAAGGAUAUCGCCUGCUAUGCUUUGGACAUGCCUGGGAGAGGUCAGCGAGAGGAUGCUGAAGGCUAUCCGACGGGUCUCUUCGCCAUCAAAGUCAUCGCCAUGACUUUGGCCAAGGAGAUGCGCCGUGGCUCGAACUUCAUCUUCGCGCACUCGCAGGGAUCCCACUUUGCGUAUUAUGUCACGAAGCUCUUGAGGAGCAACUACAACGUGAAUGUGAAGGCUCUCUUUGUGAGCAAUUUCGCUGUACCAAAUAGCUCCGUGCAAGCUGACCUGAGCACACUGAAGAGAAGGCAGGAACUGUGCGUUCCGCUACGCAUCUUUACACACUUGGUGAAGGGUGGCUGGGGAUGCGAUCCCAAGAUGGCGUACAAGAGCCACAUGGGUUACCAGGCGUACCAAAGUCAAGAACUUUGGCCGGUGGCUAGGUCUCUGAUCAUCGAUCACUGGAUCACCAAGGAUUUCCCUUUACCUGGUGCAGAAGAAGCUUUACAUUGUCCUAUAGUUGCCUUCUACGGGAAGGAAGAUGCGGCCGUGUCUUUGUCUGAUGUGCAGCGAUGGGAGUAUCUCUCAAGUGACCCAGACACUUUCCAGGUCAUCAAAAUGGAGGGAGGUCACAUGUGGUUUCAGAACAGCAGUACCAGGUGCGAAGCGUUGGCCACUGAGCUGGGCCGAUUGGUCCGGCGCUUCUAG